Molecule: messenger RNA, 1384 nt
Organism: Daktulosphaira vitifoliae (grape phylloxera)
Lineage: Eukaryota; Metazoa; Arthropoda; Insecta; Hemiptera; Phylloxeridae
Gene: Vps24
Product: charged multivesicular body protein 3
Exons: 6
Coding region: 173-835 (220 amino acids)
Biological process (GO): protein transport; late endosome to vacuole transport; endosome transport via multivesicular body sorting pathway
Cellular component (GO): multivesicular body; ESCRT III complex
Source: RefSeq, a predicted model, not a curated record
AAAUAUCAUAUUAAGCAUAAAUAAAAUGUGAUAAGCAAUAGGUUAUAAGUAUUAAGAACGCUUUUUAAUUAUUAACUUUUAUUAGAACAAUUAUAUUGUUUCUUAUUAUCUAUUAAAAUCGUUUUGAAUCUGAUAUAUGUGUUUAUAUUAAACUUAUUUCUCUGCCUUCAAAAUGGGCAUAUUUGGUAAAUCUACCACAGUCGACCCUAAAGAUCAAGUAAAACAGUGGACUUCAACUAUUCGAAAAGAAGGAUACAAGUUAGAUAGACAAAUAAGAGGUAUAGAAAGAGAAGAAGCCAAAGUUAAACAAUCACUUAAAGAAGCUGCAAAGAAAGGUAACAAAGAUGUUUGUAUUAUACUUGCCAAAGAAGUAAUAAGAUCUCGAAAAACAAUUAACAAGAUAAUUACAUCUAAAACUCAUCUUAAUUCUAUUCAAAUGCAAAUGAAAAAUCAGCUAUCUGUACUGAGAAUGGCUGGCUCUUUGCAAAAGUCUACAGAAGUCAUGCAAACUAUGCAUAGUUUAAUAAAAGUACCAGAAGUAGCUGCUACUAUGAGAGAUUUAUCAAAGGAAAUGAUGAAGGCAGGCAUUAUCGAAGAAAUGUUAGAUGAUACAAUGGAAAGUGUUAUGGAUGACCCUGAAGAUAUGGAAGAGGAGGCACAAUCAGAAAUAGAUAAGGUUUUAUGGGAAAUCACUGCAGGUGCGUUAGGUCAAGCACCUAUGGCUGUUACUGAAACACCUGGUGGAUCUGUUCAGCAACAAAUAAUAACAGAAUCUAUUGAAGAAGAUGAUGAUUUGGAAGAUAUGAAAAGUCGUUUAGAAGCAUUAAAAAGUUAAGAACUUUUAAAAGAUAAGAUUUUGUCUACUUUCCUAAGUCAAUGCUUAAUAUAAUUAUAAUAUUGUUGACUAUUAUAAAUUAAAUUAUGGAUAUUAUUUUUUUAAAUAUUUAUUUUACUAAAAGUUUAGCUUUUAUUGUACCAACACAUUUUUAUUUUUUAUAGAAUUUGAUACUUUUGCAAACAUUUAUAUUUUUAAUGUUUUAAAAAGUUAUCCAGUAUUAAGUAAUUCUAAGAUGCUUAAUAUUUAGCUUACAGCAAUAGAAAAUCUUAUUCAAUUGCAAUAUUGUAUAUUGGCAUUAUAUUGAUAUCAAAAUAAUUUAAUAUAAUAUCAUAAAUUGCAUGUUUGAGUGUAUAAAUAUACUGAUUUAAUCAGUAUUAUUAGUAACUGAGCAUUUUAUCAGCUACUCAUUGCUUUGAAGCAUAUAUUGUUUUAAAUUAAACAUUAAAUUUCAGUAAAUAUAGAAACUUAAUGAUUUUUUAAUUUUAACAAACUAAUUUUAAAACAUUUACAUAGUAAAUGUAGGUAUACAUUUAAAUUUAUAUUAAU